AUGACCGCAACCCAUGACUCCCAAAAAGCCAAGAUACAUAUGACUGUUCUCGCUCGAGGCUCCAACGGCCGCUAUAUAAUGGGAGUGUCAUGCUCCUAUUCCGAACUCAAGCGCUCGCAAGCGACUCCUUAUGAAUCCAGGAUCCAUCUAUCCACAAGGAUUCCCAUACCCAAUCGUAAAGAACGAACUCCUGCCAAGCAGUCGACUAUGAAGAUGAUAUGGUUCAUUGUCACUCCAGCCCUUCAGCUCCUUACCAUAUCUUUUGCAUCGCCGCUCCCCAACACCAUAGUCCCUCGCAUGGAUGAUAAGCUUAAGAAGAACGUCUACUACCUCUUCGACUGCAGCCCCGGGGCAACAAUCGCCUACUACGACAAUAUAAAUCUCUCUCAAAACCAAGAAUUGCCCGAUAUCUUUAUCGGUCUAGAAGGCUCGGCACACUGGGGAGAAGGAAUUGCGAUCCAGGCAAAAUUUGGUGGAAGCACAAUUCUCAUCCCCGAUUGGUAUUGGCCAUGGUACCCAACCUUAGUCCGAAAACCGCCCGGGGGUCUAGAUAUGUGGGUUCUUGUUGAAGACACACUCGAUACCACCAUGAUCUGGUCCAUCGUCGUUCUAGCUCUUCAGCUAUUGACAGCUACUGCCGCGGUACCGUAUACUCCCGAGCUGAGGAAGCCUGAGGACUGGACAAACGAGUACUUCCUUGCGUCAUGCAAAACUGGCUCGGCGGUCUUGUAUUAUAACGAUAAAACUGCACACCUACAAGCACUCGACGCGACCGCAUACUUGGACCCCUUCUCUGGGUGGGAAGGAAAGACCAACGUAGCCUGGGGGUCCAACCGGGCAACCCUGAUCCAAGAAACUUUAGGGUCACCAUUGCCAGCAGAACCUGGACAUCGGACAUGA
Molecule: messenger RNA, 900 nt
Organism: Mytilinidion resinicola
Lineage: Eukaryota; Fungi; Ascomycota; Dothideomycetes; Mytilinidiales; Mytilinidiaceae
Exons: 2
Coding region: 1-900 (299 amino acids)
Source: RefSeq, a predicted model, not a curated record